UCCUCCACAUAGCAAUAGCAUAGCUUGCCGACCAGUUCACACCGUGCGCCACAACUAUGGAGCAUCAUCACUCCGCCCCAAGGGGCAUAGCCUUCUUCCUCUUCCCUCUCCUGGCCAGCGUACAUUACGCUCAGGCAAACCCUGGCCGUGGCUCGAUCCACUCCAUCUUCAGCUUCGGCAACUCGUACGCCGACACCGGCAACUUUGUCAAGCUCGCAGCGCCGCUGCUUCCGAUCAUCCCUUUCAGCAAUCUCCCCUAUGGGGAGACCUUCUUCGGUCGCCCCACUGGCCGAGCCUCUAACGGCCGCAUCACCUUGGACUUCAUUGCCGAUGAGUUUGGGCUCCCUUUCGUCCCCCCAAUUCUCGGUGAAGAACAUAACUUCACCCAUGGAGCAAACUUCGCUGUCAUCGGGGCUACGGCGCUUGAUCUAUCCUACUUCUACGAGAACAACAUCACGAGUGUGCCCCCUUUCAACAGCUCCUUGGGCGCGCAGCUCGACUGGUUCCAGAAGCUCAAGCCCACCUUGUGCUCAACACCACAAGGUUGCAGAGACUAUUUCAGGAGAUCCGUCUUCUUGAUGGGAGAGUUCGGAGGGAAUGACUACACCUUCAUCAUGGCCGCCGGGAAAACCUUGGGCCAGGUCGCGUCAUUCGUGCCGGAAAUCGUACAAUCCAUCUCAGCAGGCGUUGAGCAACUAGUCAAGGAGGGAGGGAGGUACGUGGUGGUGCCGGGGCAGCCGCCAAUGGGGUGCAUUCCCAUCGUCCUAACCUUGUACGCCAGCCCGAACAAGAAGCACUACGACCCCGGGACCGGGUGCCUGAGGAAAUACAACGCCCUCGCGCGCUACCACAACAGAGUGUUGUUGGAAGCCGUCUAUCGUCUCCGGAUCAAGUACCCCGCGACCAAGAUCGUCUACGCCGACUACUACACGCCGGUGAUGGAGUUUCUCAGGGAACCCGUAAGAUUCGGGUUUAGUGCCUCGUCGAGGCUCCGCGUGUGCUGUGGUGCGGGCGGGCCGUACAACUACAACCUGACGGCGGCGUGCGGGUUGCCCGGCGCAAGCGCGUGCGCUAACCCCGCCACACACAUCAACUGGGACGGCAUCCACCUGACGGAGUCUGUAUACAGGCUCAUCGCCACCGGUUGGCUCUGGGGCCCUUACGCGCACCCGCCUAUUCUCAAGGCCGUGCCAGGAUCUCUGGAGCUCAUGACAUCUUCAAUCUCAGAAAUCAACACGUUCAGUUACGCUAGCUCCUGAGUAGUGCUAGCUAGCUGCAACGGACGGCGCAAGUCUCUUGAAGCUCUAUCCUACGGCUGUAACCUUUCAUUUUGCAUGCGUGCUACUACUCCUUCAAUAACUCCACACUUAAUGUACUAUAUGUAAUAAUUAUGUGACAUUGGCAUAAUCACGGCUCACGGCGGUAUAAAUUAAAGCAGCAUUGUACUAUAUGUAAACCCAAAAUUUAUGGCUGAUGUUUCCCUUCC
Molecule: messenger RNA, 1486 nt
Organism: Triticum aestivum (bread wheat)
Lineage: Eukaryota; Viridiplantae; Streptophyta; Magnoliopsida; Poales; Poaceae
Product: GDSL esterase/lipase At1g28600-like
Exons: 5
Coding region: 57-1259 (400 amino acids)
Molecular function (GO): hydrolase activity, acting on ester bonds
Source: RefSeq, a predicted model, not a curated record